AUGCCAAGAUCCCGGGGACUUUACCCAACACCUGGACCCCCCACCUCCCAGCCCCGCCAGGCUCCCCUCCCAGGCCGACUGGGAGGAGUCGGGAAGGCUACGGAGGGAUGGUGCCGAGUGAGGUAUCCCGGUACUCCUGUCUCCUUCUCGGGAGACUUGGUCUCCCAUGCAGAGGUGGCGGUGGCAGAGGGGAAGGACAGCCGAGCGGGAGGGGCGGUGGGGCCGCCGGCAGAGCGGCCGCGACCGCCGGACGCAGCAGACCCAGCGCCUGCCCGCGUCCGCCAGCCGCUUCCAGCAGUGGACCUCCGCGCCCUGGCGCUGCUCUGCCUUCGCCCUGGCCGUCAUCUCCUCUCAGAGGAGAAACCCGUCAGCCUGACUUACCGAUGUCCCUGUCGAUUCUACGAGAGCAACGUGGCAAGAGCCAACAUUAAGCACCUCAAAAUCCUCUCCACACCUAACUGCUCACUUCAAAUUGUCGCAAGGCUCAAGAGCAACAGCAAGCAAGUAUGCAUUGAUCCCAAGUUAAAGUGGAUCCAGGAAUAUCUGGAGAAGGCUUUAAACAAACCACGUCAUCGCACUCAUAAAAAAAAGCAACAGAAGAAACGGGGCCCCCUCUGCCCUUCCCGUGCAACAUCACUAAAGUCUCCAGGGAGAAAGAAUGGAGGUUCAAGAUGUAAGAGGCAAGCAUUGUAAGCCGUCUACAGGAUUUCUUACUGUAGGACCCAGAGAGCAGAUAACCAGUAUUAGGGAAUGAAUACAUUUUUCCUGUUAUCAUGCAGCACAAAAGCAACGCUUCACGCAUUUCCAAAGGGUUUUUUUUUUCUCGUUUGGGUUUUUCCCCCCCUUGCACAAAUUGACUUGCUUUCACAGUGCUAUUUUUAUGUAGUUAAGAUGUAACUAUUUGAAAAAAAAUAUGUUUUUUACAGGUUGGUUUAUUACCUAGCACUGGGGGCAGAUACCAAUUUAAACUAACCCUAUGUUAUAUAAUAUUUUAUUACCUUUGUUAUGUAGAGGUCCUGCUUUAUUUAACUUUCUUUUGGUUCAUGCAAGUCUCCUGGAGUUUUAAACCGAGAAGGACAUGAACUGUACAGUGCAAUGAUGUUGUGUGUAAGUAGUGGAGGAACUCCUUGCCUCCAGAAGUCAUAGAGACCAAGAACAUAGGAAGGCUAAAAAAGCAUCAGAUAAAAGUAGACAGCAUUACCCUGGGUGGCAUUUGGGGUGAGGGAUUAAACUCAGGGCUGCAGGGCUAAAACCCUUCUCUGAAGAUCAGAAACUUCGGUCACAGCUGUGAGCAGCUGAGCCAAUGCAUGUUUGGUAUUGCAAGGUGCUAGUACUUGGUUUGUAGUAGUUGUGUGUGUUAGGAGCCACAACAGCAAUCUGAUGUCAUCUGGCGUUUCCUAUGUUCCUGUGUUUCUGAUGACAAAUUUAGCAAAAAUAGAAGGAAUGGGUUAUUAAAGCUCUAAGCACACGACCAUGUUGCAAGUCACCGGAGAAGUCAGAUAUGCUGCCAUGCACCAGGUAUCUCUUCCCACCCAUCCACAGGAGGUGACUUCAGCUUGCCUGGCUGGCUUUGCACUGAAGUAGGCUGAGAUGCAUUCACCCUUCACCAAUGAUGCUGUAGGUCUGCUACUGAACAGUCACACCUCCCUGAGGGCAGUCACAUCUUUGAUUACUCUGGAGAUACGCAGAAGAGGAUAUCUGGAUGUAUCUUUGGAAAAAAAGAGAUGCCUGGGGCAAGAGAGGGUCUGUCCAGUUUUUGGAAGGAGUGGUAUUUCUUGGGUGUGGAAAUGAAGGCCAACACUCACUGUUCACCACCAGUCGUGGCCUCAUUUGCUGGUGAACAGAAUAGCCUCUGGAAUUUCCUUUGCAAAGUACAGCUGGGGACAGGCACCACUCCUUGCACCAAUCCCCUCUCUAAGCCAGAAGUUUCUUUUUCCUGAUUCCUGCCUGUAUACACAAUAUCUGUUAUAUAGUGUAUGGAAAGAUACCUGCAGCACUGAUAAUGAUGUUAUGGUGUGCACUGGGAUCUGGGGGGAAGCACAUUAGUGCAGCACAAUGCUUGUGUUUGUGUGUAUCUGUCUGUAUUGUAAACAAAAAAUGUUGUAAGAUUGUCUUUUUUAGUGAGCUGGUUGCUUCAAAAGGAAUCUUCCGUCUUCCCUGUGAUCACAAAGGAGUGUUUCACUAAGCACUCCUUUUUUGUGGUAGGCAUCUUUAAUGCCAAAGCGUCACUUUGGCUAGCCAGGGACUACCUUAUUUCCAUGUGGAUUCAGGUAAAAAUCUUGUAUCUUCCUCUCUGCAAAACAGGGCUAUUGCAGAGAGUCCUUCAGCUGGGACCACAUCACCUCAUUUGCUUUAAAGCAGAAACCAACUGCUGUGCCUAAAAUGUUUGUGUGUGUGAUUUUGACAUUCCUUCUCUUGUCAUCAUACCAACCUGGUGCUUAAGUAUUUUUGUCUCUGUUUUGAAAGGUCUGGUACCACUGUAUUUGACGAGAAUUGGAGUGUUGAUUUAGUAUGAGUAGGAUCAGAUCCUCUCUUUAAAGGCUAAAGACAGAAAGAAAUUUUAUGAGAAAACCAGAGUUUCUAGUAUCCUCCCUGGAGCUAUACUUUAUAUCGUAGGGUCCAUCUCCUGUCCCACAUAUGCACCUGCAAUUGCUAGUGGUUUGUGAGAGACAGACUUGUGUGUGUCACAGCCAAGAAUGACUGCAGGGAAAGUGUGCAAGAAUCUUGGUUUUGACAUAGACACAGAACUUCUCAGCCAGGAAGGUGCAUUCUUCACACAUAAUUCCUAUCAAAGAACAGCUUGAGGUCUGAUUCAUUCCCAUUGGAGUAAAUGGAGACUUAAAUAAUUCUCUGAUUUUGAUUCAGCAGCAUAUCUUGCUAAUGAUAAUAGGGGCCAUGACCAUUUUUUUCUGGGGGAAACAUUGGCUUUCUGGUGAGAAGAUGAGUGGGUAGAUGUGACUGUACAGCUUUGCCAGUGCUCUGCUGCAGUCCUUGUUAACAGGGAGUGCAUCUGGGGUCAGCACCGUCAGGGAAGGGUCCCUGGGAACAUGCCAACCCCACAUUACAGCCUGGGCAAACAGACUGCUUUGACAGGAGCAUUGAGAUGGGCAGUGCUGAAGCACCCCAGCCAAACCCCAGGAUCCCAGCUCUGGACAGUGUAGCCAGGUAGAGGAGAUACACCAGGAAAGGGGGUCAUCUGUCAGCCUUCUCUUCUGGGUGCAAACCAGUGAGUGCUGCAGGGGUAGACUGUGCUAAAUGAAGGGCAUUAGCUCCUGGGAGAAGUCCAUGAGUAGCAGCAGGAAGGAAAGGCACUCCAUGCAAGACUGGGAAACAUUUACAGCCAGGUGAUGAUUGUCUGGGUGCCUUGUGGGCCAUCUGCCCCUGACAUUUCUUGAGACUCACACAGUGACCUGGGCCCUGACACCUCUGUGCUGGUGACACUUCACUACUUACAUAGCUGAGACCACUCAGGGCGUGGGGCUGGCUCUCGGGGGCCAGCACCAUGUCCCUCUCUUGCCUGGGCGAGGUUGAGCACAGCUUGAAUGCAGACAUGGCACAGACCUGGCCAGAGACUUAAAUGAGAAUCUGCUAAAAGCUUUCUCUUACUUUAGACCAAAAUUCAACCUUGAGUGGGAAGCUUUGCUCUGUGCCUGACAUUAUUUGCAUGAUGCAUUGGGAAGAACAGCCAUGCCCUUCACACUGGAGAAAUCAGUUACUGGGCUGCCCCAGUGCACCACAUGUCGUUCCUUCCCUGCACCAUGACUGGAGCAGGCUGAGAAGCAGCACUAGCAGAGUCUCGCUUGGGGAGAGAACUUGGUUUUCCUUUCUGCCUUUAACUGUUGACCAAAGACAGAAUCAGGGAAAGGAAGCGUGAGGAGAUGGGAGUGAGAUAGGGACCACAUGUGAAGGGGAUGGAAAAGAGAUGACACUGAACUGUGCUGAAAAAGCAGCUUCCAUAAAUGUGAAAUCAUCAUGUGGGUAUUUUCAACGUGCAGCUGUCAAAUCCCAAGGUUGGAUUAUUUUUUAAGACUAGAUGGUAUUUAUUGCUGUGUAAUUUUUUUAUUUAUACUAGCUUUAUACUUGUAUGUAUGAAUAUGUUAUCUGAAUUCUGCCUGAGGAAGGAUGAAGGGUGACUUUCUGAUGUGUUUUUAACUAAGGUGUUUUAGAAAUGAUGACUGUUUAUUUUGCAAUGAAGGCUAUAUUUGAAGUUAAAUAUACACUUUCUGUUGAAAAUGCAGUUCCUAUAGAAUUCUUUGUGGCCAUUUUCCAUUUGCUAGCCUCUAAAGGGUCCUCCUUUUCUCUGGCAAGUAGUUUUUUGUGAUGUGAUUUAUAGUAGCCAGGAUUUUUUGUGAACUCAUCACCUAAAAUCUGAUUUUUUUUCUUUACCAAUAUCCCACCAAGACAAGCCUUGUCUGAAAAGAUGAAACCCUGGUGGCCACAGAGAAGAAAACAUGUAUCAUGAUGAAAGGGCUGCAUGAACCUCCCAUCUUCCACACCUUAACAACUCAGUUUUGUCAGAAUUGUCACAAUGUGGUAAAUACUGUACUUUAUAUUUUUAUUAAACAAAAAGAAAUAUCUUCCCAAAUAAUGUGAAAAGGGUUUUGUAUUUGUGUUUCUUUAAGGCAGCUUUUAUGGAGGAGCUAUAUUAUGCUUUUGAAAUUACUCCUUUCAUAGAAAAUUUGGAAAAUAAACAUUUAUAUUGUUGUAAUUUCUCCCAUAAAUGUGUAUGCACUUAAAAUUUUCAUAAUAAAAAUGUCUAUCC
Molecule: messenger RNA, 4762 nt
Organism: Manacus vitellinus (golden-collared manakin)
Lineage: Eukaryota; Metazoa; Chordata; Aves; Passeriformes; Pipridae
Gene: CXCL12
Product: C-X-C motif chemokine ligand 12
Exons: 6
Coding region: 1-693 (230 amino acids)
Biological process (GO): chemokine-mediated signaling pathway; immune response; axon guidance
Cellular component (GO): external side of plasma membrane; extracellular region
Molecular function (GO): CXCR chemokine receptor binding; chemokine activity
Source: RefSeq, a predicted model, not a curated record